AUGGACUGAUUUCCUUAUAUGAACUUUAACUCAGUAAAAUCAUUGAAAUUGUUGCGUUUAUAUUUUUGUCCAGUAUAAUAAUUGCAUGAUCCGCCUUCAUCCCUUUUCAAAGGUUGUGGGAAAACGAUUUAGGUACAGAAUUUGAUAAGGAGGUAUGGCUGAAGAUCUGGCAUUACCUACUUACUAGUCCAAAUAUUAAGAAGACUAAACUACAAAUUCAUAAAUACCCCUGUUAAAUUAAACUGUAUGUUCCCGGACACUUCACCAAAUUGCCCGAAAUGUAGGACCGAGAAAGGAACUUUUUUGCACCUAUUCUGGCACUGCAAUAAGCUAAUGAAAUGCAUAAUUACGGAUAUGAAGAUCAUUCUCUUCAUGGUGAUGUGUCCUGAAUAGGUCCACAAAGGUAGAAAUAUGCACUAUCCUUCUUUUGGAUAUGAAGAUCAUUCUCUUCAUGGUGAUGUGUCCUGAAUAGGUCCACAAAGGUAGAAAUAUGCACUAUCCUUCUUUUGGAUAUGAAUAUCAUUCUCUUCAUGGUGAUGUGUCCUGAAUAGGUCCACAAAGGUAGAAAUAUGCACUAUCCUUCUUUUGCAUAUGUGGGUAUUAUUCUAAACACUGGCUAUUAAUUCUUAUGAGCUCUGUCCCCCAAAAGAGACCAAAUUUGAUUGGGCCGGACCAGAUCAAAUCUGAACCAAUCAUAGACGCCGAUGUUUCACAAGUUUAGACAGCACAGUCAUCUACAGUACAGCACAAACUUGUGAAACAGAUAUUUUGAAAAACAGGGUCGCAUAAAAAACAGAGGGAGAUUUUACUAUAGUUCUGUUGCCAAACUUUGCAUCUGCACAGUUCUUCCAGUAAAUGUGUUUUUGUGAAAUGAUCUGUGUAAGUUAUUCAAAGUAGUCCUUGUGCGUAGAGUUGUAAUGGUUUGUUAAACUUUGAAAUUAAUGGUUUUUGUUUGGCGUCCAUUUUAAAGAGAAAAAUCUUAGUCAAAAGCAUAAAUCCGUUACCUUGGAAAUGCCUAACUGCAGGUUCUCGGUUUAAGGGACCACAAUGGAAAUAAGUCACUUACUUUGUGUAAAAUAUGUGAAAUGUGUGUAUAUACAUUUUUAACUUCAAAUAAAAUCAAUCAAUCAAUGAACCUUCAUAGCCCUAGCACUUGUGGAAUAUGUAGGUAUUGGAUGGGUUUAAAGCAAUAUGGUGAAAGCUUAACAGGGCUGCAAUCAUUGUUUAUACCUAUCCAAUCAUUCAGAUGUACCUGAAGGGCAUAAGAAGUGUAAUGGAGAAAUGUAAGAUCAUAUUCAUAUUUAAAUUCAUAUUUAAAUUGCAUGUGACUGACAAUGUAUAACAUAUUCAGAGUCUCUGUAACCUACAUGAUUCACAUACAGUACUUAUCAACUCUGUAGUCUCCAGACAGACACUCAAGGUGUCGACUGAAUAUUUGGAAUGGUUUUACAUGUCUCUUGUUCGCUGAUAAUAGUAAUUGACGUCAGCUAAUCGCUGAAGGUCCUAGUACAAGGACCGAGGACACAGAGGAACACGUACACACAUAGCGAUGUAUUACAUCAUAUAGCUCAGGGUAUAUAAGCUGUGUUCUUCCUAAUGGAGGUUGAACAAUUUUUCUGCUUUGAAGCUGAUUUUUGUUCCCUUGUUGCGAUCAAUUUUUGCAACUGGAAUUGUAUUCUUAUAUCCACUGGGACUACUAGUGGUUAUUUCAGGAUAUGGCCAGUGACUCUAGUCUAACCAAUAAGGUGCUGACUAUUUAAUUGCACAGGGUUAGAAAGGGAUUGAUUUUGAUUACAGUGUCAGUUUCUAGCAUUUUAUUAUACUCAAUCAGGUAUAUAUAUCUGCAUUAGGCAGAACAGGCUGUAAAGGACAGUAUUGCAGAUACAUGUCUUAUUGAAGAAAGAUACUUAGCUUAUAUCUUAUUGAGCAGGUAUGGCAGUGAGGUGGUGUUCCUAUAGGUUUGUUAUGUUGGUAGUGUUUGCAUGUUAUGCUGAUGCACAGCCCAACUGGUGGUUUCCUCCAACCAACAACCCCCAACCUCAAGUUAAGCCUAAGCAGCCCCAAUGGCCAGAGCCCCAGUGGCCACAGCAGCAAACUCCCCAGAAACCACAACAGCGGACUCCCCAGAGGCCAGAGUCCCAGGGGCCACAGCUGCAGACUCCCCAGGGGCCACAUCAGCAAACUCCCCAGAGGCCAGAGCCCCAGGGGCCACAUCAGCAAACUCCCCAGAGGCCAGAGCCCCAGAGGCCACAACAGCAGACUCCUCAGAGACCAGAGUCCAAGGGGCCACAGCAGCAAACUCCCCAGAGACCCGAGCCCCAGUGGCCACAGCCCCAUGGACCACAGCUGCAGACUCCUCAGUGGCCACAGCUGCAGACUCCUCAGUGGCCUCAUCUGCAGAAUCCCCAGAGACCAGAGCCCCAGGGGCCACAGCUACAGACUCCCCAGAGACCAGAGCCCCAGGGGCCACAGCCGCAGACUCCCCAGAGACCAGAGCCCCAGGGGCCACAGCCGCAGACUCCCCAGAGACCAGAGCCCCAGUGGCCACAGCUGCAGACUCCCCAGUGGCCACAGCUGCAGACUCCCCAGUGGCCACAGCUGCAGACUCCCCAGUGGCCACAGCUGCAAACUCCCCAGUGGCCACAGCUACAGACUCCCCAGAGACCAGAGCCCCAGGGGCCACAGCCGCAGACUCCCCAGAGACCAGAGCCCCAGGGGCCACAGCUGCAGACUCCCCAGAGACCAGAGCUCCAGGGGCCACAGCUGCAGGGGCCACAGCUGCUGACUCCCCAGAGACCAGAGCCCCAGGGGCCACAGCUGCUGACUCCCCAGAGACCAGAGACACAGGGGCCACAGCUGCAGGCUCCCCAGGGGCCACAGCUACAGACUCCCCAGGCACCGGCACCCCAGGGGCCACAGCUGCAGACUCCCCAGAGACCAGCGCCCCAGGGGCCACAGCUGCAGGCUCACCAGGGACCAGAGCCCCAGGGGCCACAGCUGCAGGCUCCCCAGGGGCCACAGCUACAGACUCCCCAGGGGCCGGCACCCCAGGGGCCACAACUGCAGACUCCCCAGAGACCAGCGCCCCAGGGGCCACAGCUGCAGGCUCCCCAGGGACCAGAGCCCCAGGGGACACAGCUGCAGGCUCCCCAGGCUCCUCAGAGGCCACAGCUACAGACUCCCCAGAGACCAGCGCCCCAGGGGCCACAGCAGCAGACUCCCCAAAGACCAGAGACCCAGGGGCCACAGCAGCAAACCACCCAGAGACCAGAGCCCCAGCACCAAACUACCCAGAGGCCAGAGCCUCAGGGACCACAGCAGCAAACCACCCAGAGACCAGAGCCCCAGUGGCCACAGCUACAGACUCCCCAGGCGCCACAGCUACAGACUCCCCAGGAGCCACAGCUACAGACUCCCCAGGAGCCACAGCUACAGACUCCCCAGGCGCCACAGCUACAGACUCCCCAGGCGCCACAGCUACAGACUCCCCAGGCGCCACAGCUACAGACUCCCCAGGCGCCACAGCUACAGACUCCCCAGGCGCCACAGCUGCAGACUCCCCAGGGCCCGGCGCAGCAGCUGCAAACUCCCCAAGGUCCACAGCUACAGACUCCCCAGGCACCACAGCUGCAGACUCCCCAGUGGCCAGCAGUAACUAAAAUUCAAAAUCCGAGAUGCCAAGUCGAGUCUAAGGAUACAGUGCAAUGUGGAACCCCUAAAAUUACUUUGGCUCAAUGUGAGGCUAUCGACUGCUGCUUCAAUGGACAGCAGUGCUACUAUGGGAAGGCAGUGACUGUGCAGUGUACCAUGGAUGCUCAGUUUGUGGUGGUGGUGGCCAGGAAUGCCACUUGGCCCAAAAUAGACAUUGAUACCAUCAUUCUGCUGGGGGGAAACAACGGCCCCUGCAGUCCUGUUGGCAUCACUUCAGCCUUUGCCAUAUACCAGUUCCCUGUCACAGCCUGUGGAACCACUCUGAAGGAGGAAAAUGGUUAUAUGGUUUAUGAGAACAGGAUGGUGUCUUCCUAUGAAGUGGGGGUCGUACCCCAAGGCGCCAUCACCAGAGACAGCCAAUUUGAGCUGCUGUUUCAGUGUAAGUACUCCAAUACUGCGGUGAAGGCUCUGGUUAUUGAGGUGAACAGUGUUCCUGCACCUGCUCCGGUUGCUGUUAUGGGACCGCUCAGAUUGGAACUCAGACUGGCCAAAGGAACUUGUGACACCAAGACAUGUAAAGAUGAGUCCAGUGCCUUCACAUCGUUUUACACUGAGGAAGACUACCCUCUCACUAAAGUCCUGAGACAACCUGUAUACGUUGAGGUGCGCCUCCUGGAGAAGAAGGAUCCCAACCUGGUCCUAUUGCUGGAGCGCUGCUGGACCACCUCUGACCCCAGCCUUGUCAGCAUGCCCCAGUGGGACCUCCUCAUUGAAAAAUGUUCCUACCAGAAUGAUAAGUACCAGACCACCAUGGUCCCUGUGGAACUCUCCUCUGGCCUUCUGUACCCCAGCCACUACAAACGCUUCAUCCUCAAGAUGUUUACCUUUGUGGAUCACACUCUGGCUCCCCGCAAAGAUACAAUUUUCAUCCACUGUAGUGGAUCUUUGUGCUACCCUACUCCAUGGGACUCCUGUGAACCAAAAUGCAACAAACAAAGAAGAGAUGUUGCUUGGAGGAAGACUAGGCAAACUGCUGUGGUCUCCAGUGGAGAAGUGGUCCUGGUUGACAAAAAGCCAGCCUAGCCUUCAAACUACUGAUACUAGCUACAGUUUGUAGCAGGAUAUGAAAUGAUGUACUCCGUCCUUCCAUACCCAUUACAGUGUAGGUAUUGAAAAGCACUGGCAGUACUUUUUCUACGAACCUUUUACCUGGCGAUUGUUUCUAAUUUCUUAAUACGGAAGAAACGUGUCUCUUAUAAACGUCAUUGUCCAGUUGCAGGUGGUACUCCAAAAAUGAGACUAUUCAGAAGAUAUUAAAUCCACUUUUUGCACCGAGUGAGGAGUUCACUCGCCUUUCCCAACAUAUUGCAGGGACUCUUUUCUAUGCGACACGGUUCAGCAACGCGUAGAAGUAGACAGCGCAUCACACAGUGCGACCAAAACAAAGUUCUAUACACAUGCAAGAGGAAUUUGUCAUUAGAUACAAACAGUGGAUUUAAUAUUGUUCUGAAUAUUCUUGGUUUUUUGGAGUUCCAUCUGCAACUGGACAAAUUAGUUUAUAAGACUCUGGAACUUUCUGAAUCGAGAAUGAAGAAUGUACCGCAAAGUAAAGGUUUGUCUAAAAUAUCCUGAUUACGGCUAAACAGCAGUUUAGGUAUGACAUCAGACACAAGCUUUAGCUCUGCCGCUAAAUUUCGUGUUUACAUGGCUAUGAUAAAACAUGAGUUCCUGAUUUCGCAACGUAUUCGUUUCUAAUAAACAGUUGUACCCCCCAAAUGAUAUUGACUUAUUUGUGGAUAUUAAAACCUACUCUUACCACAUAAAUGUGGAUAUAGGAUCUGUAAAUCUAGUCAGGUUUGUUAAGUAAAGGCAUUGUCUUAUUCCUGGAAUCAUUGAAAGCAGUGGUCAAGG
Messenger RNA from Oncorhynchus mykiss (rainbow trout), 5562 nucleotides. RefSeq lists its product as uncharacterized. Gene Ontology annotation, molecular function: acrosin binding; structural constituent of egg coat. The record is from RefSeq and is a predicted model, not a curated record. Lineage: Eukaryota; Metazoa; Chordata; Actinopteri; Salmoniformes; Salmonidae. Gene Ontology annotation, cellular component: egg coat. Gene Ontology annotation, biological process: prevention of polyspermy; binding of sperm to zona pellucida.